AUGGUGAGAAAUGGUAGAGGUCGUCAAAAAAUUGAGAUGAUAAAAAUGAAAAAGAAGAGCAACCUUCAAGUCACUUUCUCAAAGAGAAGAUUUGGUCUUUUCAAAAAAGCUAGCGAACUUUGUACUUUAUGUGGUGCAAAAGUUUUGAUGAUUGUGUUUUCUCCAGGUGGGAAAGUCUUUUCAUUUGGCCAUCCAAAUGUUAAAGAUUUAGUUAACCGUUUCUUAAAUCGUUACCAAAAUUCUCUGUUUCUCCACCAAUACAACAACAACAAUCUACAACUCGUUGAAAGCCGUCCUGAUGAAAGUAUUCAACGUCUCAACGAGAAACUUACUGAGGUGCUGGCAAUACAGGAAAGUGAGAAAAGUAAGAGAAAGUUUUUGGAUGCUAUAAAAGAAACCAGAGAGCAAAAAGGGAACUGGUAUGAAAAUGACGUGAAGAAACUCGACAUGAACCAAACCAACCAUCUAAUACAUGCUCUUCUUGAUGUGAAAAAGAAGUUGAUAAGCGACAUAUCCCAAUAUUCUCAAACGAAUGUUCCUCAGAACUACUUAGGAGAAAGUUCUGGCAAUAUCACUCCAGGUAUUAUUGGUGGUCGCGGUAAUGAUGGUGGCCUUGGUCAUUUUGAUCAAAGAACAAUGUUGGAUUUGAAUGCAUUCAACUAUAAUCCAAACAUGAUUUCUCCUAACUAUGGACCAUCUUUUGGUUACUAUAAUAAUGGAGUUAUCAUUCCGGGAUGCAACAUGAACUACAUGUGA
Messenger RNA from Eutrema salsugineum, 756 nucleotides. RefSeq names its product agamous-like MADS-box protein AGL62. Gene Ontology annotation, biological process: regulation of transcription by RNA polymerase II. The record is from RefSeq and is a predicted model, not a curated record. The transcript has 2 exons. Gene Ontology annotation, molecular function: protein dimerization activity; RNA polymerase II cis-regulatory region sequence-specific DNA binding; DNA-binding transcription factor activity, RNA polymerase II-specific. Lineage: Eukaryota; Viridiplantae; Streptophyta; Magnoliopsida; Brassicales; Brassicaceae. The coding region runs from base 1 to 756 and encodes 251 amino acids.